This is a messenger RNA of Histoplasma mississippiense, 1200 nucleotides long. RefSeq lists its product as hypothetical. The record is from RefSeq and is a predicted model, not a curated record. Bases 1 to 1200 code for a protein of 399 amino acids. NCBI's taxonomy places the organism in Eukaryota, Fungi, Ascomycota, Eurotiomycetes, Onygenales, Ajellomycetaceae. Gene Ontology annotation, molecular function: propionyl-CoA carboxylase activity. The transcript has 3 exons.
AUGACAGACGAUCAACCCUCCAAUGGCAGCUCUGGCAGGUCAGAUCCCACAAACCCGACAACCCAAGCCGCAUAUCGGCUCAAUCAGCUCUCUUCACACAUCUCAGGAAACAAGCCGAACAGUAAAAAAGCCAAAAAGUCCCCAUCCACGCUUCCAGCAGACUACUCUGAUGUCCUCAGCCAAAUCGCAACCUUACGGUCCCUAGCCGCCACCCCCGACUUACAAAAUAGAGGUUAUAUUCGACAAAAGCAGGCUGGAAAACUAUGGGUCCGCGAGCGCAUCGACCAGCUCCUUGACCCGGGAACGUUUCGCGAAGUAGGAUCCAUCAGUGGCACAGUGAAAUGGAAGCAAACCGGCCCGCUGACAGAGACACCUGUGGCAUUUACUCCCACCAACAACCUGCAGGGUCUGGGUAAACUGCGGGGCCGGGCCAUAGUGCUCACGGCCGACGAUUUCAGCAUCCGCGGAGGACAUGCGGAUGGCGCUAUAGCUGAGAAGACCAUGUAUAUGGAGAAGAUGGCCGUUGCGAUGAAAUUGCCGAUUAUAAAAUUAAUCGGACUGGGGGCUGCAAGAGUCGUUUCCUGUCACUUUUCAGUCAUGGCUGCAGACGUGGGCGCUCUGUUCAACGCCGGCCCAAAGGUCGUUGAAGGCGCCACGUUUGAGGAGGGUCUCGAUUUCCAGGACCUGGGCGGUCCCAUGAUGCAUUGCACAAACGGCACAAUAGAUAACCUCGCCGCAAACGAGGCAGAAUGCUUUGAGCAACUGAGAACUGUUCUUGGAUACUUGCCCAAUUCUGGCAGCGAGGCACCACCUACAGUUCCAUGCAGCGACCCAGAAGACAGAGAGGAUAUUUGGCUUCAAACAAUCAUACCAAGGAAGCAAACGAGAAUGUAUAAUCCCCGAACCAUCAUAACAUCUGUUGUUGAUAAAGGAUCUUGGUUCGAGAUCGGAGCAUUAUGGGGGACGACUAGCAUCACUGGCUUUGCCAGGCUGGGAGGUCGUCCCAUAGGAAUUGUAUCUUCAAAUUGUGAGGUAAACAGCGGCGCGUUGGAUGCAGCCGGAAGCCAGAAAUUGACGAGAUUUUUGAAGUUGUGUGACGUGAUGAACCUCCCGCUUGUUCAAUUCGUCGACGUCCUGUCAUUACAAGGCGAGUAUUUGGUGUGGCUGGAGGCAUUAUGGUUGGAUGUCGAGAUCCCGUGA